Molecule: messenger RNA, 888 nt
Organism: Mycena citricolor
Lineage: Eukaryota; Fungi; Basidiomycota; Agaricomycetes; Agaricales; Mycenaceae
Source: the annotation of a GenBank genome assembly
GCAGCGAGAGUGUACCUCCGAUUACGCGAGCGGCGAUUUCCCUGGUCACACUCCAGAAUGAGCACCAAAUAUCUCAGAUUGACGGAAAUUCGGCUGAACGGAGCUUUUCCGCAGAACACCGCCUCGAUAAAAGCAGCUCAAGGUCACAAGGGUAGCACGUUGAUGACAGAGACCGCAUCACGAAGUCUGCCGCUGGAACCCGAUCUCGGUCCAACACGAUGUGUACAACGGAGACGAGCGUCCCACGUUUUACUCACCCUCGUUAUGGAUUUUUUUGACCUAGACCGCACGUUCCCAAAACUACGCCCGCACCUCCCUGUCUUUCUGGCAUCAUAUGCGCUGUUCAAUGUCAUCCACCUAUUCCUUGUCCCGCUCAUAGGCAAUUUGCUUUUUCCUGCGCAAUGGAACAAAAUGAACAGACGGGCACGGAAUAAUUGGGCUAUCCACGUCUGUUCUCAGGCUCACGCGUUGAUCAUCGUGCCUCUCGCGUUGCGUCGUCUGCAGCUACCGGAGCUAGAUGCGAACCGCGCCUUCGGCUGGAACGAACAGAGUGGGACCCUGCAGGCUAUCGCAGUCGCAUACUUUUUGUGGGAUGCAAUCGACGCGAUAUACAACUUUGAAAGCGUCGGGUUCGUGCUCCAUGGUGUCGCCUGCACGGCUAUCUAUCUGUGUGCUUUCAAACCAUUUCUUGCAUACUAUGCCGCACGAUGCUUGCUCUGGGAAACGAGCACGAUAUUCCUCAACAAUCACUGGAGGUUCUCACACCUCGCCGUCCUCACAGAAGUCAUGACGUUGCGCAGGGCCCUAGACAAAAUGAAUCGCACAGGGGGGACUAUGCAGCUCCUCAACGGCGUCUUCCUGAUCUCAAGCUUCUUCCUGUCCGGUUGA